Balaenoptera ricei (Rice's whale) is the source of this 2678-nucleotide messenger RNA. It is a transcript of the gene GUSB, whose product is annotated as glucuronidase beta. Bases 42 to 1943 code for a protein of 633 amino acids. The record is from RefSeq and is a predicted model, not a curated record. Gene Ontology annotation, biological process: glucuronoside catabolic process; carbohydrate metabolic process. Gene Ontology annotation, molecular function: signaling receptor binding; beta-glucuronidase activity; carbohydrate binding. The transcript is spliced from 13 exons. Lineage: Eukaryota; Metazoa; Chordata; Mammalia; Artiodactyla; Balaenopteridae.
UCGGGCGCGGGGCUGCUGGCAGCUAGGGGCCCGCGGGAACCAUGCGCCGGGGGCUGGCGGGCGCCUGGGCCGUGCUCGGCCCGCUGCUCUGGGGCUGCGGGCUGGCGCUGCUGCAGGGCGGGAUGCUCUACCCCCGGGAGAGCCGGUCGCGGGAGCGCAAGGAACUGGACGGCCUCUGGAGGUUCCGCGCCGACUUCUCCCAGAACCGGCGCCAGGGCUUCGAGCAGCAGUGGUACCGGACGCCGCUGCGGGAGUCGGGCCCCAGCCUGGACAUGCCGGUUCCCUCCAGCUUCAACGACGUAGGCCAGGAUGGGCGGCUGCGGAGCUUCGUUGGCUGGGUGUGGUAUGAACGGGAGGCCACCCUGCCCCAGCGAUGGACCGAGGACCUGGGCACAAGAGUGGUGCUGAGGAUCGGCAGCGCCCACUACUACGCCAUCGUGUGGGUGAAUGGGGUCCAUGUGGCAGAGCACGAGGGGGGCCAUCUCCCCUUCGAGGCUGACAUCAGCAAGCUGGUCCAGAGUGGGCCCCUGUCCUCCUGCCGCAUUACCAUCGCCAUCAACAACACGCUCUCCCCCCACACCCUGCCGCCAGGGACCAUCCUCUACAAGACGGACACCUCCAAGUACCCCAAGGGUUACUUUGUCCAGAACACAAACUUUGACUUCUUCAAUUACGCGGGACUGCAUCGGACUGUGCUCCUCUACACCACGCCUACCACCUACAUCGAUGACAUCACCGUCACCACCGACGUGGACCAAGACACUGGGCUGGUGAAUUACCAGAUCGUCGUCCAGGGCAGUGAGCACUUCCAGCUUGAAGUGUGUCUCCUGGAUGAGGAAGGCAGGGUCGUGGCCAAGGGGACAGGGGGCCGGGGCCAGCUGCGGGUGCCCAGUGCCCACCUCUGGUGGCCGUACCUGAUGCACGAGCACCCUGCCUACCUGUACUCGUUGGAGGUGAAGCUGACCGCACAGACGGCUGCUGGGUUUGUGUCUGACUUCUACACCCUCCCCGUGGGGAUCCGCACUGUGGCUGUCACAGAGAGCCAGUUCCGCAUCAACGGGAAGCCUUUCUAUUUCCACGGGGUCAACAAGCAUGAGGAUGCAGACAUCCGAGGGAAGGGCUUUGACUGGCCGCUGCUGGUGAAGGACUUCAACCUGCUGCACUGGCUGGGCGCCAAUGCCUUCCGCACCAGCCACUACCCCUACGCAGAGGAGGUGAUGCAGCUCUGUGACCGCUAUGGGAUCGUGGUCAUCGACGAGAGUCCCGGCGUGGGCAUCGUGCUGGCCCAGAGCUUCAGCAACGUGUCUCUGCAGCACCACCUGGAGGUGAUGGAGGAGAUGGUCCGCAGGGACAAGAAUCACCCGGCUGUUGUGAUGUGGUCUGUGGCCAACGAGCCUGCUUCCUUCCUGAAGCCGGCUGGUUACUACUUUAAGACGCUGAUUGCCCACACCAAAGCCUUGGACCCCUCCCGGCCCGUGACCUUUGUGACCAACUCCAACUAUGAAGCAGACCUGGCGGUGCCGUAUGUGGACGUCAUCUGUGUGAACAGUUACUACUCCUGGUAUCAUGACUACGGGCACAUGGAGGUGAUUCAGCUGCAGCUGGCAACCCAGUUUGAGAGCUGGUAUAAGACCUACCAGAAGCCAAUUAUUCAGAGCGAGUACGGAGCAGAAACCAUCACAGGGUUUCACGAGGAUCCACCUCUGAUGUUCAGUGAAGAGUACCAGAAAGGCCUGCUUGAGCAGUAUCACGUGGUUCUGGAUCAGAAACGAAAAGAAUAUGUGGUUGGAGAGCUCAUCUGGAAUUUUGCUGAUUUUAUGACUGACCAGUAUUUCCUUUUGAGUCUGUGCCAAAUGCAAGUAAUGGUGGCUGGUGCCCUACUCGUUCUUAUUUGGGUGGUCUUCAUUUAUUUCCAUACCAUGAAUCUACUAAAAAGCUCCUAGAAUUAACAGAUAUUCUCAAAUACCACCUUCAAGGAAAAAACUGCAUAGCCGACAUUAAGGCAAGGCAAGUUUCUUCUUAUGUGUUCUCCAAAGUUGGUAGAUUUCCCCUUAACUGGCACCAUGUUAUCUGCACUCUGUAUAUACCUUGAAAUGGAUGCUGUACAUGUCUUAUCAAAUCCUGGCUGCAAAAAGUACCCUUUGUGGGGAGUGUUUGAAGAUCACCCCAAACAUUCAUCUGUGGAUUUUAAUUUGAAAUCAACUUGGACCAUCAGAAAUCUAUGCUUUUGGACAAUAUUGUCUCUAUGUAAAGUUGCUUGCAGUGAGUUUCAUGUUGGCAUUAUGUCUUGGUAAUUCCUAAAGGAAACAGUCAUAUGAAUGAACUCCUUUACAACUGACCCUUGAAUAACACAGGUUUGAACUACAUAGGUCCACUUAUAUGCAGAUAUUUUUCAAUAAAUACCUAUAGUACUACAUGAUCUGAGAUUGGUUGAAUCCGAGGAUGUGGAACCAUGAAUACGGAGAGAGCCGACUGUGGGCCUUGAGCAUCUGUGGAUUUUAGUAUCCACAGCAGGUCCUGGAGCCAAUCCCCUGUGGAUACCGAGGGAAUACCUGUACUUUGUUUCCUAUAGGAAUGCUGCUGAAAACACUGUCUACAUGUCUCUGUGUCCUUUAUGUGAAACCCUGCAAGACAUUUCUUAUAUAGUUAAUAGGGAAAAAACUGCCUCCCCUGAUGAG